AUCGAAGUCGACCACAAGUGGAGCUUACCCCAUUCAAAAGUUCCUUUACGUCAAUUAACCCGAGAUGAGCGGAAUAUCAAUCUUCCUACGAAAGGCAUGGGCGAACGAACCGGUUGUAUGCUUUUCGAUUGUAAUCGGUGCUGUAGGGCUUUCGCUUCCGUGUUUUGUGCCAAAACUAUGGGGUAGAUACCCGGACAAGAUCCAGACCGACGAGCGUUCUGCCAUGACAGAGGCGGCACGCCUGCAGGCACUCGAGCGAUCUGGUCUCCUAUAAGUCAGUUGAUACAAGCCAACUUCGCGGAGAUUGCUGUCGGGUCGUCGCAGUGGCUCCAACACCUAGACACAUCUCAAAGCUUACGGUAAAUUUGUUGCGUGCUUCCUCCGUUAACAUCGUUCCCUUAACAUAGUGAACAAGACAAGAAAGACGGAAAUGAUUGAGAACGUCAAAAGUAACACGACUAGUCGCUGAAGUUUUUCGAGAUCUUGCUUCUCGAGCAUCCGUGCGUUUCGUAUUUCUGUGCAAUCACCAAAGCAGUUGACAUCGCCAAGAUACCGUCAGUACAUCAGUGCACGAGAGGAAGCUUACUCUGCAAUAUCCCUACAGCUGAACGCGAAGUAUCGCAUGCCUUACCCUUCAGCUCUGCUUGGAGUGCAAUGGUCUCCUCCAACAAUGCCAUCAACUCCGGCACAGCCUCUGUCACUCCUCCCAUCUCGGUUUCUGUUGCGCUAGCGACACGGCUACAGACGGUCUUCCACUCAUCUGAUAGCCCCUUGUCUGCGAUACUUGUUUCCACGAGAAGGCAGCUAUUCAAAGCUGCGGAAAGGCUAGAGCUUUGUGGGGAUGUGUGCAGUGCUUGAAGAUUAAAUCUAGAACUGGAUGCAAACAAUCGUUUUCGAAGCCCAGACGAUAAGUCCAUGGGCCUCGUGUGAUUCGCCUCGUCAACAACUGCUGUUCUACUGUACAACAAUAUAACGGCAAGCACCACUAUUCGCACAAACGUGUUCACACGUGUAAAUGAGCUAAAUCAUCAUCUGCAUACUGAUGACUACCACGGGAGCAUCCUAACUCCGGGUAAAG
Messenger RNA from Chondrus crispus (carragheen), 1078 nucleotides. RefSeq lists its product as hypothetical. NCBI's taxonomy places the organism in Eukaryota, Rhodophyta, Florideophyceae, Gigartinales, Gigartinaceae. The coding region runs from base 65 to 274 and encodes 69 amino acids. The record is from RefSeq and is a predicted model, not a curated record. The transcript has 5 exons.